UUACGUUGUUUCGUAUAGAUUGUGAACAAACAGCAUCAUGCCUGAACCAGCGAAGUCUGCGCCUAAGAAGGGCUCCAAGAAGGCCGUCACGAAGACCGCCGGUAAGGGAGGAAAGAAGCGUAAGAGGUCCAGGAAGGAAAGUUAUGCUAUCUACGUCUACAAAGUCCUGAAGCAGGUUCAUCCUGACACCGGUAUCUCUUCCAAGGCGAUGGGCAUCAUGAACUCUUUCGUCAACGACAUCUUCGAGCGCAUCGCCGGUGAGUCGUCUCGUCUCGCUCACUACAACAAGCGCUCCACCAUCACUUCUAGAGAGAUCCAGACCGCCGUGCGUCUGCUGCUGCCCGGAGAGUUGGCUAAACACGCCGUGUCCGAGGGCACCAAGGCAGUGACCAAGUACACCAGCUCCAAAUGAGGUGUGAUGUGACUUUAACCACCCCAAAGGCUCUUUUAAGAGCCACCCAUUUUCUCAGAUAAAGAGCUUUCAGUGUUUUAGCGGCAUGUCUUGUGACAAGUUUCAGUAGAAGUUCGAUUCCGUAGUUUCAUUUUGGUGGUACUCUAGAACUGGUUUGAGGACCGCUGCAAUAAGUAACAUACAAAAAUACAAUAUGUUGAUGUGUUUAUUCUUGAUGUGAGUUUCUAAUGGUUUACCAGUAGUUUAGUGACUUCAACAAAAACUUAUAAAGUAAGCUACAUGCAGGAUAAAAGUAUUUGACAAUCACAGACCGCAGAUGACUUAAACAGUGAC
This is a messenger RNA of Ctenopharyngodon idella (grass carp), 745 nucleotides long. Its product is annotated as histone H2B. The record is from RefSeq and is a predicted model, not a curated record. The coding region runs from base 38 to 412 and encodes 124 amino acids. The transcript has a single exon. Gene Ontology annotation, molecular function: protein heterodimerization activity; DNA binding; structural constituent of chromatin. Lineage: Eukaryota; Metazoa; Chordata; Actinopteri; Cypriniformes; Xenocyprididae. Gene Ontology annotation, cellular component: nucleosome.